Epinephelus moara (kelp grouper) is the source of this 3867-nucleotide messenger RNA. RefSeq names its product myocyte enhancer factor 2ca (gene mef2ca). The record is from RefSeq and is a predicted model, not a curated record. Gene Ontology annotation, molecular function: protein dimerization activity; DNA-binding transcription factor activity, RNA polymerase II-specific; RNA polymerase II cis-regulatory region sequence-specific DNA binding. The coding region runs from base 472 to 1890 and encodes 472 amino acids. Gene Ontology annotation, biological process: positive regulation of transcription by RNA polymerase II. The transcript has 11 exons. Lineage: Eukaryota; Metazoa; Chordata; Actinopteri; Perciformes; Serranidae.
GUCUGAUGAUUGUAGACUACCCCUGCUCAGUCCAGACUGAGCUCAGAUCCAAACGCAGCCCAGUUCUCUGGGUCCCCCUCUUCUCUAAGCCAGCUGGUCUGGCUUAAUGUCACUUCUUUCUUUCACUUUCUUUUUUUAAGAAAUCCUUUCUUGUUUGAUACAAGGGAUUGACUGAGCUAAACCCACAGCUGGAGCUGCUGGGGAACCUUCCAGGUGAAGACAGAACAAAAAGCAGCGGUGCUUGCUGACAAGCCUGGGACGCGCGUGCUCCAGGAGAGUCACCGAUGGACUGAACCGCUGGACGGAGACACGCAGGAAGACAAGUCACGCAGAGACAUGCGGAGCUGAGCGGACAGAGGAGCCAGUAGUUUGGGAUUGAAAAGUGAAAAACUGUGAGGAUCUGGAAGUCAAUCAGAGGAGCCAGAGAAGAAGACGACGUUUGUGAAAAAGAGAAAAAACAAAAUAGCCAAGAUGGGGAGAAAAAAGAUUCAGAUAGCACGGAUUAUGGAUGAACGCAACAGACAUGUGACGUUCACCAAACGUAAGUUUGGUCUGAUGAAGAAAGCGUACGAGCUGAGCGUGUUGUGCGACUGUGAGAUCGCCCUCAUCAUCUUCAACAGCACGAACAAGCUGUUUCAGUACGCCAGCACCGACAUGGACAAAGUUCUGCUCAAAUACACCGAGUACAACGAGCCGCACGAGAGCAGGACCAACUCCGACAUCGUGGACACGCUGCGUAAGAAAGGUUUAAACGGCUGCGACAGCCCCGACAUCGAAGCCGACGACUCUGCAGGCCAGAGCCCAGAGUCAGACGACAAAUACCGUAAAAUCAACGAAGACAUCGACCUGAUGAUCAACAGACAGAGAAUCUGUCAGGGUCUGCUGCCCUCCAACUACGACAUGGGCGUCUCCAUCCCGGGGAAUAACCCCAGCGGCCUGCUGUACUCCCACCCUGGUAUCAACUGUGGUUUAGGUAACCACAACCUGCUGCCCAUUUCACACACACACCCCUCCCUGCAGAGAAACAGCAUGUCCCCUCAGAGGCCCUCCAGCACUGGGAACGCAGGACUGAUGGGUUCAGAGCUGCCGAGCACCGUGGUCUCCACUGUGGGAAAUAGCAGCUACAGUAACCACUGCACCUCGCCCGGGCUGCUGUCUCCAGGAGGCGUCUCCAAGAACAUGCAGGACAAGAGUCCUCCUCCAAUGAGCAUGAGCCGCAAGCCUGACCUCCGCACACUGAUGCCCCCCUCCAACAAGUGCAACAACAUGCCCACCAUUAACCAGAGAAUAAAUCACUCCCAGACUGCUCAGACGAUGUCUACUCCUGCUGUGUCUAUCGCUGCUCCAACUCUACCUGGACAGGUGAUGGGCGGGUAUCCCUCCACACUCUCCUCUUCAUAUGGCACAGAGUUCUCCCUCAGCAGCGACAUGUCCUCACUGUCCGGGUUCGGAGGUUCUGGUCUUGGAUCAGUCACGAGCUGGCAACAACAGCAGAUACAAAACCUGCAGCACUCAGCACUCGGACACAUGGGGAACUUGUGUCAGAACUCAAACCUGAACCUGUCCUCCGGUCAUCACCCGAACCUCCACAUCAAAUCGGAGCCAGCCUCCCCACCCAGAGACCGGAGCGUCACCAUGAUCGGCACAGGGCUCGUCGGAGGAGGAGGCGGCGGCGUGACCACAGCAGGAUACUCCACUGUUGGCCGGGGCCCCAAUGAAGCAGGCCGCUCCCCCGGUGACAGCGCGUCCAGCUGCGGGAGCUCGUACGAAGGCAGUGAGGAGCGUGACGAUCACCACGGGAACUUCCUUCUCCAACCUCUGUCCAAUCAGGAUGAGCGCCACAGCCCGUCAGUCAAACGGAUGAGGCUAUCAGAGGGGUGGGCCACAUGAUGGGAGCCGGCCUGCAGCCAGAGGGGAGGAAGGGGUGUUAGUAAAGUUACCUUAUAGUGUUAUUAUUAUUAUUAUUAUUAUUAUUAUCAUAUUCUUCUUGUACUGAGUGGGUGUGCUUAAUGUGUAAUGGUAACAUGUAUGUGAGAGGAGGGGCACGGUCAGACAGUUUUAUAUGAAUACAGUGACGCUCUGCUGUAUUUACAACAUGUACUGUAGCUAGACAUGUACACUAGAGGAAAUACUGCGAGUACAUCAGGCAAGUGUUUAUCAAACUGCUGAGACACUAAAGUUCUCUGAAAAUGAGGAAUAAAAACAUUUAUCAAGCGACUUCUUCUACUCAACAAAUUUAACUUGUACUCUUUCACUGAAGUCCAAAAUGUGACUUUGAGCAGUUUGAUAAACGGCUGUGCAGGAUGUGCUCUGAGGCGAACAUGUACUGCGCUACAUGUUUCUACUAACGCGGCUGGAGAGAGUUUGUCGUGUACAUGUACUGCUUGUUUUGUGUGUGUGUGUGUGUUCAGGGAUGGGGGGUGGGGGGGUGGGGGUGUAAUAAGUAAAUAACAAAUAUGUUACGUGCAAAUUUAUGUAUGUGCACAUGUAUGCAAACUAACAAAAAAGGUAAAAGUGAAGAAGUCUGGUACUCUGAACGGUUUAAUAACAUGCAUGAGCAGGCGUGAACCGCUCAGUCCACACCGUGUUGCAGGUUCAACAUAUUUGCGCACAUUUAAAACGUAUAGCACAUUUAUAUAUGAUCGUAUGGAGGGUCAAGUGUGGCAAAUAAGACGGAUAGAAAGAGAGAGGAAGUGUGGAAAGAGGAAGAGACGGAGGAAUGUGGCUCUGGUGAGAGAGAAGAGAGGAGUGGUGACUGAGGAGGUUUUAGUGUGAGUGAUGAGAAAGUUAUUUGCAACAGGUUGCAGAGAGAAGACGUUUCACUUGAUGUGAAAACUCAGAGUUGGUGAAUACUUUUCAGAGCUGUGUUAACAAAAAUGUGAUUUUCAGCAAACUGCAAUCCAGAUGCAAUAAAGUAUGGAAGCAAAGAAAUGCUCAACAGAUUUCUAUCUGAGAAAUAACUGAAGAUUUACCACUACUGAAUACUGAACGCUGACAAUAUGACCAUUACAAGAGAUGUGACAUUCACACACACACACCUUAAAUAAAACAUGAAUUAAAUAUAAAGAAAAGACUGCGAGUAGAUAGUAGCUAAACAUUUAAACACAGACCCCCUAAAAUCUCAAGAUUACAUUUAUUAUAAAUAAAAAAUGAGGGAUGGAAAAACUGCAAAAAAGAGCUGUGUUUUUAAAAAUAACCAAAAAUGCAAAUUUUAAUUCAACUAAAUUUAAAAACAAGAUCAAAUUUAAAUGCUGUUGAACUGUGGCAUUUAAAUGUUACUUUGAAAAUCCGUCUGAAUUUAUUAAAAGUUUAUUUUAAGUCGUGAUAAUUUGUUUUUAUAAAAAGGUUUACAAAUUGAGAUUCCGUAAAUAAAUUGUUCAAAAUAUAAGUGUUCAGUAUUUAAAAAUACAUACAUAGUCAAAAUGUGAAGUUGCUCAAAUCCAAUUCACAUCACUAAAAUUAAAGGUGAUAUCCAAAUUUAAAUUUAACUUAAAUAUCUGUGCUUCUGGGGCGUCGGUGGCUUAGUGGUAGAGCAGGCGCCCCAUGUACAAGGCUGUUGCCGCAGCGGCCCGGGUUCGACUCCAGCCUGUGGCCCUUUGCUGCAUGUCAUUCCCUCUCUCUUCCCCCCUUCACACUUGCUGUCCUAUCAAUUAAAGGCUUAAAAAUGCCCAAAAAAUAUCUUUAAAAAAAAAAAAAAAAUCUGUGCUUCUGUUCAGUUAUUAGCAGUGGGGGAAAAGUGAUACAGCGUAGCUUCGCAAUAUUUGUGUGUGGCAAUAUCACAUCGUCACACAGUCCCAAGUAUCCAUUUUUUUAAUUAUACAAAUUAUUAAUACUAUAAAUACAACUUAAACUUUAUCAAUUGCUUUU